This is a messenger RNA of Drosophila nasuta, 823 nucleotides long. RefSeq lists its product as uncharacterized. The transcript has a single exon. Lineage: Eukaryota; Metazoa; Arthropoda; Insecta; Diptera; Drosophilidae. Bases 113 to 661 code for a protein of 182 amino acids. The record is from RefSeq and is a predicted model, not a curated record.
GCGAAGUGCUCAUCUUCAGGAGGAUGUGCAGCUUCUGCAUCCACAUGUCAUAACCAUCGAGCGUUUGGAGCAUUUGCUGCGACGUGCCGGCGAAAUCUUUGGUCCUGCUGUUAUGCAGAACGAGGAUGCACAGACGUCGGCCAGCGAAGUGCAACCUCAGAUUCAAAUUCACCCUCAACCGCAUCCGCAGCCACAGCCUUACAUGCUGCCACCCACAGAGCAACCUUACAACUUUUAUUUACCACUCUUCGACUACGUCGAUCCCAAGCUAGAUGCCAAGAGCAAGCGCAUGGAGAAAAUUGCGCCACCUCCACAUCGAGUGCAGCAGGAACGCAACUACUACGCGGACAAGCCAAAGAAGACGCCCAAGAAAUUCAAUGCGGAUGCCAAGCACAUCAAUAUGAAGUGGCUCAACACCUACGAGAAGGCAAUGGGAGGCAAUGCUCCCAAGGCUGUCUACUUGGAGCAGGACGAACGUAGUCGCAUCAAUUUCGAUGAUUCAUUCUUUGCCGUGGACAUGCACGUGAAGACGCCCGACAAUCAGCCCCACGUCAAUGUGCCUGGAGAGCUCAUGCAGCACGGCGAGCAGCUGCCCGAGGAUGAUCUAAUGGCUGCACCUGCGCAUCAGCUUGCAUACAACUUUAAGCCAACUGGAGCCUAGGACAAGAUCAAGUUCAGAUCAAGUGUUAUUUAAUUGUAGUCAGUUACAUAAAUCCAAAAUAUAUGUAUCUACAUAUUUAUAUGUGUGUGGAGUUAAGUUUCCCAGUGUAAACUGAAAAGAAACAAGAUUAAGUGAAAAGUAAUUAAAGAACGAACUUGAAAU